AUGAAAUCAUUGUACUUUAUUGUGUUCGCGGCGGUUCUUUGUUUGAAUAUCGCAUCGACCGAGUCGAACUUUAUCUAUGUUGAGAAUUCAACAGAAACCACUCUUCCUGGUUCACCACCUCACAUUGCACAAAUCGGAACUUAUAAUGAUGGAACUAUUCUUGUUCGCAUUCUUAGAAUCAAUGCGACUGAAGUAAAUGGCACUUAUUGUACAGAGCAAAAAUUAUUUCUAAGAGUGGUACACCUAAGCGGAAGCGUUACUGAGAUAAAUGUGAAUUUACAGCUGGAUCCCAUUAAUUAUUGUUUCAACACCAAUGCAACGCAAAAAGAUCCCAUUACAGUUUACCCCGUGGGAGAUCAAUUUAUUCUGGUGUGUUACACGAUUCCUCGAAACUACUCGGACCCCUACUCUUACCAAGAGGGAGGAGAUAUCAUUGAUUGGUCUGGCACACUUAAAAGUCGAAUAAUUUUUGGUCCAUCAUAUGUGAACUUUAAUGGUUAUUGGGAUCCGCAAAGUUCGAUUGUUCAAAAUAUAAACGCGAAUCAAGGUUUCCUCAGGUCGUCCGCCGUAAGACCAAGCGAUGGUAACCAGCCGCAGGAAUAUGAUUAUCAGCAAUAUUUGGUAGAUGACUACGGAAAUGUAUCAUCGUUGGUGAACGGCAGCAUACCGGUUCCUCCGCCAACUUCGGGCGCACUUACCACGAUGGCCACCAUCGAUGGAGGAUACGCUAUAAUUUAUGUCAAUUCCUCGAGCUAUAACUCCUCCGAUCCAUCACCGACGAUACGUGGCGGGAUGUAUGCUACCUUUAUACCCUACAAUCAAAGCAUCAACAACGUCUAUCUUCUCUAUCAAACACCCCUUAAUGUAACAUUUGGAGGCAUUUAUUGUGGCAUAGUGUCCGUUGGUGUUGGUCAAGUUUGCACGUUUCCCGCGACCUUUACCAACGUCACGACAAUUAACGGCACGACUUUCACAAACGUUUCGAUUGAUUACCUGCAAGUUUACUUUUUAUCUUCGGGAUCCGUGAUAAAUUCCUCCCUCAUAUCAGAACUCCCUUCCCUUUCCGGUGUGCAGGAAUUGGGAUGGACAGUAGAUUCAAUGAUUUAUGGCGGUUACAUAUUGGAAUAUACUAGUGUCAACGGGACAUACAUCUUUGCGUACGAUAACAAUAAUAAAUUCUACCCCCUGACCAACUUAACGUUACCCAUUCCUACGGAUAAAUUUUAUGCUAGAAGUAUCAUGAAGAAUAACAAUACUUUCUUACUUUCUCAACCACCACCGCCUUCAUAUACUUCCUGGUCCUUGUUUACCUAUCCGUUGCCCGACAUCCUAAAGGAUUUGGAUCAUGGCUACGGAAAUAUCCUGAUAAAUCACACCUUUCCAUCCCUCGGCGGAACCAUCUCUUCGACCAUAUCAAACCUCAGUAUCACGUUCUACGAUCCUGUAAUUCUGUCUUCCGGUAACGUCACCAUUUAUCAAUACCCCGACACUGGCGAUAAUUUUCGACAGAGAAUAUCAGCGACGAUGGAUGAAUACUGUCAAGUCAGUCAGGAUGGUUUGACGGUUACAUUGGCAAUCAUUGGUAGCACGUUCAACUUGUAUAACGCAUCAUAUGUUGUGAAGAUGGAUAAUAACUUUGUUAGAAGUAAAAAGUAUGAUGAGCCUCUUUUGGGAAUCCCCAGCAACAAUUGGACCAUCAUCUCUUAUGUUGAGGCGAAACAAUCAGUUGAGGCCGCAUUCGGCACGCUGCGUCUGACUUCGGAUGCCACGGAGAGAUUCAAGUCCCUUUCUGGUUCGGAGAGAUCCGAAUAUUUUAGUGACCUGUUGACACAACUUUCCGACGCGUUACCGUUUGUGAAUUAUGGUCAACCGGACGAACAAAUAAUGGUUUCCCUUCGCAUAAACAUGACAAUUAAUGAUACCGAGAGGACCGUUCCAGGGGUGGUCUCGGAUUUGAACGAAAUGGUUACAAAUAAAAUGGUCACCCCCAUCUCCCUUGGUAAUUGCACAAAUGACUUGGAUCCGAAAUAUGGUUUCGUCCUGCAAUACAAUUUAUGGGAACAAGAUAAAACUCUGAUAAUUUCCCUGUUCUUGUUCUUCGCCUUCUACAUGGGAAUAGCAUUGUUAACUUACUUUUUGGACGAGAUAAUAAAGAGAGUUGGAGGGGAAGAGCGGUUGACGAAAAUUAAGGAUAAGGUGAUGAAUUGGAUAAGGCCGAUAAGUUGUGGUCUCAUAAAAACUGAGGAAAGGGAGGAUGAAAAGAACAAAGGGAAUGAGGAGGAUGAAGGGGAUAAGGAGGAAUUGGGAAAAGGAGAGGAUGAGGUCAAAGGGGAAGAGGCUAAUGAUGAUGAUAGAAAAGGGAAAAUAAAGAAUACAUUGACGGUAAAGAAAGGGGAAAAACCAUCGACGGAAACAGAAAAGGGAAAAGAUCAAGAAAAUUUGAAAAGUGAAGAAAAUGAGGAGGUCAAAGAAUUGAAGGGUGAGAAUAGCAAGUCCAAUGAAAUAAAUCUUGAAAUCGUUGAAGAGAGGAUCGAAGAAAUCAAAUAA
Molecule: messenger RNA, 2547 nt
Organism: Acaulospora colombiana
Lineage: Eukaryota; Fungi; Glomeromycota; Glomeromycetes; Diversisporales; Acaulosporaceae
Source: the annotation of a GenBank genome assembly